UCAGGGUUUUAUUGACAACAAGUUGCAGGCCAUUAUACAAGACAAGCCACAGGGACAGUUCCUGCUUGCCCAGUUGUCACCCUGCACAUGCCAGGGAGGUGGUGGAGGCUUCUUUGUACCCCAAUAUACAGAGACAGGAGCCAGAAGGGGAAAGGCCCCAUGUCCCAUUCCCCACAACCCCAGGGCCUGGAUUCUAUACUUGCCAUUGCUCCCAGGAGAUUCAUUUCCAAGCAGGGUUUGAUGCGCCGAACCUGGCUCUCCAGCACAGACAUCAGCUCACACAUGCACGAAUUUACACACAGCGUGGUUCAAACCUUUCAAGCACUAACCCUCUCCCCGAUCCUUCCCCCCAGCUGCUGGAGCAGGGAGUCGAUCCUUCACACCAACUGCCGCUGGGGCAGCAGCUCGCUCGUCUGGAUCCACAGUGGGGAGUACAUUUCUGGCGCUCCCUCUCUCAGCAUCUAUGACGGGCGCUUCUUAGCCACUACUGAGAACGUGAUUGUGGCCUCCAUGAACUACCGGCUGGGGGCGGUGGGCUUCCUGUCCCUGCCCCCAGCCGCCCCAGGGAACGCCGGCCUGUGGGACCAGCGCUUGGCACUGCACUGGCUGCGGGACAAUGCAGCCGCCUUCAGUGGGGACCCAGCUCGCGUGAUGCUCUUCGGCCAGAGCGCCGGUGGUUCCUCAGUCAGCUUCCACCUCCUCUCCGCGGGGAGCCGGCUCCUCUUCUCCCACGCUGUGUCGCAGAGCAGAGCUGCCACCGCACCGUGGGCUUGGAUUUCACUUGAGGAGCCCAAGGAGAGAGGCCGGAGGCUGGGCCAGCUGCUGGGCUGCACCGAUGGUGACGACACCGCCCUGGUGGGCUGCCUGCAGGGGAAGGAACCCAGGGAGUUCCCCAAACAUGAGAUCUCCAUCUUGCACCGCAAGGAGCUGAUGAUGAUAGCCUUUGUGCCAACUCCAGAUGGGGAUUUCCUCCCUGAUACACCAUCAAGGCUGCUGAGGGCCGGGCACAGCCAGCCUAUGCCCAUCCUGACCGGGUUCACUCCCAGUGAAGGCUCCUACAUGUUAAAACUCAGUCCUCUUGACUUCAGCCUGGAGAACAUCAGCCACAUCGGCUGGGAGGAGCUGCUGCAGGUGGUGAGGCUGUCAGUGCCAGGGGCCCCAGAAGAGGCCAUUCAGAUCGUGGCACGGCGGUACAGCCAGGAGAGGCAGGAUGAGGCACGGUACUUAUGGGCCAUGGAUCAAACCACCGGUGACCACCUCUUUGUGUCCCCGGUAGCUGAGAUGGCUGGGCGAGAGGCGGAGGCCGGCAGUCCUGUGUACACCUACUACUUCACCCACAGCAGUCCUGGCUCAUCUUUACCAGAGUGGAUGGGGGUGACACACAGCUCCGAGGUGCCCUACCUCUUCGGGACCCUGGUGGCCAUGUGGGGCGCCAACUACACUCUCACAGAGGCCGAGACCGGGCUGAGCCGCAGGGUGAUGCAGUACUGGGCGGAGUUUGCCAGUAAGGGAUCCCCCUUAAGUAAGCCAGCGUGUGUCCCCCUUGAGCCAGUUGUCCACAACGUGGUCUGACAGUCAAGUCUCGGAAAAGUUCCUUUUUAAAUAUAGAAAACCAGUUCAACUUCCACCCCCGGCUAGAAGAAGAACUGAAUUUUUAUGAGGGAGACAAAAUUUUAAACAUGAUGAUUCAUAGUUAGUAACAGCCCCUUUCCUUUUUCCACAUAGGAAUUUUGAAAACACAACACCACAAUUGCAUUCCUGCAGGAAAAUUAGCAGUUUAGAGAACAGCUUCUCUUCCGUUGUCUAAUCCCAACAAAGGCAAAGCUACAAACCACAACCACCCAAAAACCACCACCA
Molecule: messenger RNA, 1857 nt
Organism: Dermochelys coriacea (leatherback sea turtle)
Lineage: Eukaryota; Metazoa; Chordata; Testudines; Dermochelyidae
Product: acetylcholinesterase-like
Exons: 1
Coding region: 88-1572 (494 amino acids)
Biological process (GO): choline metabolic process; acetylcholine catabolic process
Cellular component (GO): plasma membrane
Molecular function (GO): acetylcholinesterase activity
Source: RefSeq, a predicted model, not a curated record